AUGCUUUCCCGCUCAAUACGAGCAUCUCGGUUGCUCGCAUCAAGGCAGGCUGCAACUCGGUCUGCGGGCCGUGUCAGAUUAUUUGCGACUCCUGCUGAGCCUCCGAAAACCGGCGCCGAAAAGACACCUUCGGACAAGGGCAAGGAGAAAGAGGAUGUCGCUGGAUCUGAAGAGUCGAAGAGUCAGAAACCAGAGCUACCAAAGGGACUCGAGGGCUUCUUCCAGCAGUACCAGCGGUCGGCGAAGCAGAAUUCUCGUCAGUCUGAAUCACAGCAUGAAGAGUCAGAGCCGAACAAGUCGUCGGGCGAUCGCAAGCAACCCCCUCCUCCGCCUGGAGGCAACCCGAACGGAUUCACCACCAAUCAGCUCAUAAUAAUGGGGACUUCGGCUGCUGCGUACAUGUUGUACUCCAGUUCAACUUCUACCAAUGCUCGGGAGAUUACAUGGCAGGAGUUCCGAACAGCGUUCCUUGACAAGGGCUUAGUUGACAAGCUUACGGUGGUCAAUGGCUCUAAGGUGCGGGUAAAGUUACAUUCCAACGCAACAGGAGCUAUGUAUCCUGCCGCACCUGUGGGAGGCGAAUACUACUUCUCAAUAGGCAGCGUCGAAGCCUUCGAGCGCAAACUUGAAGAUGCUCAGGCGGAACUCGGCAUCCCUAGUCACGAACGCCUACCCGUUGCCUACCAUGACGAAAUAUCCGCCUUCAACACACUCCUUAACUUCACACCGACGCUAAUAAUCGCCGGCCUAUUGUAUUGGAUGUCAAGACGUGGCGGGUCUGGUUCUGGUAGUGGGAUAUUCAGCAUAGGGAAGAGUCGUGCGAAGUUGUUUAACAAGGACACAGAGGUCAAAAUCCGGUUCAGGGAUGUCGCUGGUAUGGAUGAGGCAAAGGAAGAGGUCAUGGAGUUUGUUCAGUUCCUGAAGGAUCCCGCGAAGUACGAGAAACUUGGUGCGAAGAUCCCCCGAGGGGCCAUUCUCUCUGGACCACCUGGAACUGGUAAAACACUACUCGCGAAGGCAACCGCGGGCGAAGCCAACGUCCCCUUCCUCUCCGUCUCUGGUUCCGAGUUCGUGGAGAUGUUCGUUGGCGUCGGUUCUUCCAGGGUGCGAGAUCUCUUUGCGUCGGCCAGGAAGCACGCUCCCUGCAUCAUAUUCAUCGAUGAAAUCGAUGCUAUUGGCAAGUCGAGAGCGAAGGGCGGCAAUUUCGGUGGCAAUGACGAAAGAGAGUCAACUCUUAACCAGCUGUUGGUGGAGAUGGACGGUUUUGGCACACAAGAGCACAUUGUUGUCCUCGCAGGUACUAAUCGACCGGACGUGCUAGAUCCUGCCCUCAUGCGACCUGGCCGGUUCGACCGACAUAUUGCCAUCGACCGCCCUGACGUCUCAGGACGUAAGGGCAUCUUCCAUGUUCACCUCAAACCUUUGCGCCUCGGCGAAGACGUGAAGGAUAUUGAUGCCCUUGCCCACAGACUAGCGGUCCUCACUCCCGGAUUCUCAGGUGCCGACAUCGCUAACGUAUGCAAUGAAGCGGCCCUCCACGCUGCUCGCCGGGCUUCCGAGUAUGUCGAAGACCGUGAUUUCGAUUCCGCCAUCGAGAGGGUCAUCGUGGGCUUAGAACGGAAGAGCCGCAGGCUCAGUCCUGAGGAAAAGAAGACCGUUGCCUACCAUGAAGCAGGACAUGCCGUCUGCGGAUGGUUUUUGGAACACGCAGAUCCCUUGCUCAAAGUCAGCAUCAUUCCCCGCGGUACUGGCGCACUCGGCUAUGCACAGUAUCUCCCACCAGAUCGAUAUCUCCUCUCCACUCCCCAGAUGAUUGAUAGAAUAUGCAUGACCCUCGGAGGUCGUGUAUCUGAAGAAAUAUUCUUUGGUCUAGCCAAUAUUACAACCGGUGCACAGGACGAUCUACAGAAGAUAACACGGAUGGCGUUCGAGGCGUGCGCCAACUAUGGUAUGAACGAAGUCAUCGGUCCCGUCAGCUAUGGCGGUGACCGCGCCGCAAAGGAAAACUGGACAAAGCCAUUCAGUGAGAAGACAGCGGAGACGCUCGAUUCUGAGGUUCGCAAGAUGAUCACAACCGCCUAUGACCGCACAAGACAACUGCUCACCGAUCAUAAGGAAGACGUCGAGAAGGUGGCGAAGUUGCUCCUGGAGAAGGAAGUGAUCACACGUGAGGACAUGAUUUCUCUCCUCGGCAAACGACCAUUCCUCAACCGAGCGGAUGACAUGGACAAAUGGCUGGACGAGCAUCGUGGGGGAAGAAGCGCACCACCGCCCCUUGAACCUAGUACAUCGGCUGAGCCUGUCCCGGCUCCUGCUGCGUCUAAGUUAGAAGACGAGUUAAAAAACUAA
This is a messenger RNA of Pleurotus ostreatus (oyster mushroom), 2349 nucleotides long. It is a transcript of the gene AFG3, whose product is annotated as AAA ATPase afg3. Gene Ontology annotation, cellular component: membrane; m-AAA complex. Gene Ontology annotation, biological process: mitochondrial protein processing; protein-containing complex assembly. The transcript has 4 exons. Bases 1 to 2349 code for a protein of 782 amino acids. Gene Ontology annotation, molecular function: ATP binding; ATP hydrolysis activity; ATP-dependent peptidase activity. NCBI's taxonomy places the organism in Eukaryota, Fungi, Basidiomycota, Agaricomycetes, Agaricales, Pleurotaceae. The record is from RefSeq and is a predicted model, not a curated record.